Messenger RNA from Hydractinia symbiolongicarpus, 687 nucleotides. RefSeq lists its product as uncharacterized. The transcript is spliced from 3 exons. Gene Ontology annotation, molecular function: 3'-5' DNA helicase activity; nucleic acid binding; four-way junction helicase activity. Gene Ontology annotation, biological process: double-strand break repair via homologous recombination; telomere maintenance. Lineage: Eukaryota; Metazoa; Cnidaria; Hydrozoa; Anthoathecata; Hydractiniidae. The coding region runs from base 1 to 687 and encodes 228 amino acids. The record is from RefSeq and is a predicted model, not a curated record. Gene Ontology annotation, cellular component: chromosome; nucleus; cytoplasm.
AUGGGCUGGGAAGAUGUGGUACGUGUUUUCAAGCGGCUGAAUAAUGUUUUCGAAAAGUAUGAAAAGUUGCCCUCGUUUAUUUUGAAACCAAAACAAGUUCAAUGUUUCGAGUAUUUAGGAGAAGGACACCACGUUAUAGCUGUUUUGCCUACUGGGUUUGGUAAAUCGUUAAUUUAUCAACUUUUACCCGACUUUGUUCCAGAACGAAAGGCAGGCAAUAUUGUACUUGUUGUCUCUCCUUUAACAUCAAUUAUUGAAGAUCACCAGAGAUACGAACCCUUGUUUGAGGAAGAUUUGAAUGAUGCAUCAAAUUCUGUUUUUAAAAUUUCAAAAAGCAUUGUUGCAGGCAAAUGUAAAAUUUUAUUUGCACAUCCAGAGUCACUGUUACCAGAUCAGGGAAGGAAGAUAUUACGAUCAAAAAUUUAUGAGGAAAAUGUUGUGGCUUGUGUGAUAGACGAGGCGCAUUGUGUGGAAUUAUUGGGUGAAGAAUUUCGUACAGAAUUUCAAAACUUAUCAGUUUUACAAGCAUUCUUCCCUCACAGUAUCAUGUUAGCUUUGACUGCAACUGCUUCACCAACGAAAUUACGUAAUUUAAAAAAAGCUUUGAAAAUAGAAAAUUGCAAAGUGGUUACUGCAAAUCCAAAUCGUAAAAGCAUUUUUUUAAAAAAAAGAAAUAAGAAUGAGUAA